This is a messenger RNA of Chaetomium fimeti, 5367 nucleotides long. RefSeq lists its product as uncharacterized. The transcript has 8 exons. NCBI's taxonomy places the organism in Eukaryota, Fungi, Ascomycota, Sordariomycetes, Sordariales, Chaetomiaceae. The coding region runs from base 1 to 5367 and encodes 1788 amino acids. The record is from RefSeq and is a predicted model, not a curated record. Gene Ontology annotation, molecular function: protein binding.
AUGACGGAACCCGAUGUCGUCGUAACCGGCGUUGUCGCCGACGUCAGCGAGGGCAGGCGGUCGUCAAUCGAGAAGAAGCCCAUUAUUAUACCCGACGCCGCCGAUGGCCUUGACGACAGCGAGCCACCAGCCUUCGAGCGCCUUCCCGACGAAAUCAUUCAACAAAUACUGCAGGCCACGGAUUCCAAUGGCUUCGCGUCGCUGGCCCUGCUCAACUCGAAAUGGAGGAGCGUCGCGCAGCAAGCCCACCUCUACGCGCAUCACCUUGCGAAUUGCCCCUCGUAUGGUAUGAGCCAUAGCGGCCCCCCGCAGGUUACCGGCGACGAUGAUUUGCCCAAACUCCGCCGCCUGUUUGCUCGAGAAGUCAAACGCAACCUGUUCGAGGCGUACCUCCGUCCCAGCCAGACCGUGAUCAAAGUGAUAUCGAAUUCGAUCAGCUCCUCAUCCUGUCCGGGCGGCGAAGGCAUCCAGUUCAGCGCCUCGCCAAAAGGCCACCAUCUUCUUGCCUACAACUCGUCGAGGAUACAUGUCAUCGACCUCCGCGCGCUCGAGAUCGCCGUCAAGAGGGAGUUCAAGAUACUGCGACGCCCGGCUGCGACGUGCAUCAAUGACGAAGGCACCACGCUUGCCGUUUUGCUGACCGAGAUGGAGGUGGAUAUUUACGACCUUAACAAGACACCGCCGAAACGAACACACUCGAUGAUCCUGGACCACAGCCCCCGCGCUAUCGCCCUCUCCCCCUGCGGUUCCGUUCUGGCCGCGGCCUACGAAGGCGGCAUCGAAGUCUCGUCUAUAAACCCCGGGGCACUGGCUACCGACAGGCGCGCGGUCAAGUGCGACGGUAAUGGCAAGUACGACGAAGCUGCCUGGACCUUCACCUAUGACAGGAGCUUUGAGACUUUCCGGGCGGUGCGCAUCGACGAUUUGCGGAACGGGACAACCUAUUUCACGGGUCCAGUGCCCAGUCCGAACUCGCAAGCCCGGCUGAUCCCCUGCACGUUGCCCGCCGCAUCCUAUUACGGCGAUCUCGUCUCGGCCGGCUUUCAGGGGAAGGAAAUCUGGCUUUAUGGCGUACCCGAGGACCUUGAUGCCGUGCCCGAAACUACAAACGCCAGCGCGGAGAACGGCUCUAACGCAAACGGGCUCUCCCGCCACAACAGUGGUCCGUCCGUUCGUUCGAGUGUCAGGUUACAAGAAAACAGCGAUUCCGCGAGGGUACCGCAAUGGCAGAUUCUAUGCGACAAGCUCCGGAACACCUUUGUUGCGGGCUCCAAAAUCGGCGAGCUGGAGGGCGUCAACACGGUCAAGUUUGUGGCGGACUUUGCAGAGUCGAGCGUGAAGGAACGGUUACUAGUGGCUGCUCGCGGUGUCGCGCCAAAUAUCUCGGUGACCGACGAGGAGGGGAUUGACUUCGUGGAUGGCGGCCGUAUCACCAUCAUGGACUUUGACUAUGGAGUCACGGACGGGACCACUACGGAGUACACCAUCGAGGUCGGGACGGAAGACAAACCGGAGGUGCUUGAAGAAGAGCACCGGGACAUGGCGACCGAGGUUGCCAUCGUUCGUCGACGGACAGUUGCCCAGAAUAGGGGAAGCCGUCACGCCGGCGCCAUGCGCAGCGCGACAAGUGCGGCUCGCCCCCCGCCGCUGCCUACACAGGCGCCCACGCAGCCGGAAGGUGACGAAGAUGACCCUCUUGUUCCUCGCCGCAUUGGAGGGGGCCCCCAUCCGAGUGUCGAGCAAACGGUCGCGGGCGAGGAAACCGAGGGGCAAUCGAUCGAAGAGCAAGAAGCAUUGGAUGCGCCAUAUGCACAUGCAAGCCCGCGGUCAGGGACAACGCUCCGCCGUGCAGCAACCGCAGCAGCCAACACUCGCCGACUACACCCCUCGGCAACUACCAGUGGUCAUAUCGUAUAUCGCAGGGCGGACGGCCGCGCCGAGCAUCCUCACGAGAGCGACGCCGACAACUGGGUCCCGCCGCCACCCCCCUAUCAGAAAGACGACCCGGGUGAUUUACCUUCAUUCCUCCGCCACACAUCUAUUCUGCCGCCUACCGGUUCAGGCCCAGCAUCCGCUGGGGAGGGGACCGAACAAAGUGCGGACCGGAAAGCCAUGCGGAACUCGUCAGCCUCUAUGCACCAGCAGCAUCGUCGUGCUCAAACAGUGGCGUCGGCGAAUCGAUACUCGUCCCCCGUUCCGCCUGUCCCACCACUCCCUUCCCUCUCUGAUAUGCCACCAGUUCCCCCCGUACCGGCUCUUCCGCCGGGAGUGGCCGGUUCCCCGUUGCCCCCAGUCCCCCCUCUGCCGCAAACUCGCGCUCAUGAGCGCGGCGGGAGUCUGGGAACCCCAUCCUCCAACGGGGACUCAGCGCGUCCAGCCUCCAGGGCCUCGCGCUAUCUCGAGGGUGAGAACAUUUACGACGUCUCACCGCCCGACUCGCCUGCGCUGGCGCCAGUGGGACGGCAUGUGUCGCGCGAACCUAGCGACACCAGGGCAGCGAGCAAUCCUGAACAACCAUCUCAAACGAGCAUGGUGCCACCUGGCUCGCCCCCGACCACGAUUGGAGGGGCAUCUGUAACCACGGGGAGGAACCAGACCGCUUCUGUGUCGCCAGAGGGUGGUCACCCGGCGACCCUUGUUGUGCAGGCCGCGGUGCAGACCCCUAGCGAUCCCAUCCCGCCUGUGAACGAUAUCCCAGCUGGCGGUGACCCCUUGGUGCGACGUAUUUCUGUCUCGAGGACGUGGCCGAUACAGCCGGUGGCAAUUAACACCAACAACCCCCCCGUCGGUUACCCUUACUCGGCGCCCCCGGUCAACAACAACGAACUGCUUUCCCAGUCUUUCCCUCUACCGGGAAGCGAACAGAAUCCCGCCUUCAACAACCUCGCGCCCGCGUCACGGCCCCUAUCUGGCAGUUUCCCGCUCCCGGGGGUAGCAACCGACAGUCACCCAGGCGGUGAGCACAGCUGGCGGCGCACCUCCACCCCGAAGGGCGUCUCGGGCGCCUUCGACCCGCCCGAACGGCACCCCUCGGACCGGCGCGCCGAGACGCCCAUCCUCUCUCCCAUCCCACGCCACCCCCGCCCGCAAACGCAGGCCUCCAUCCUCCGCCCGCCACCGCAAGAGCACCCCCAACCGCAACAACAACAACACCACCACUAUCAACAACAACCGCACCACCUCCAACCCCAACACCAACAACCAUACCAACCACAACAACAACAACAACCACCCCCAGACCACCGCCUCGGCCCCAUCUACAACAGCCCCCCGAACCUCGCCCCCGGCAGCCUCCUCGCCGUCCCGCCCCCUCCCGGGUCCGCAUCGACGAGCUUCUCGCGGCGGGUGCCGAGCCUGAGCCGCAAGCAGAGCCGGGCGGAGCGGUCGGCGGCCAAGAACGUGGCCGACGCCAAGAAGCGCGGGUGGAGCGGGCGGUCGACGCGCAGCAAGAGCCGCAGGGGUGGGGGGCGUAAGAAUAAGGGUGGUGGUGGUGGUGAUUUUGAUGAUGCGCAGAGUACGGCCGGGUGGACUGAUGUUACGGUUGCGGCGUACAGCGUGCGGUCGGCUUUUGGGGUGGGGGGGAGGAGGCAUGGUGGGAAUGGGGGUGGUGCUAGUGGAGGUGGGGGUGGGGGUGGUGUGGAUGGGGUGAGGGAGAAGAAGGGGAGCGCCUCAGACACGCGGGGCGGCGACGAGCUUGUCUGGGCGGGCGGGCCGUCUGUCGUGGCGAUGGGGUUGCCGCGGCUGGAGUUGGUGGCCAUUUUGUGUGUGUGUGUGUUUUGGUCGGUGCCGCCCAAACCCGGCGGUCCAUGGCCCUUAUCCGCGGUGACAGUCAACCUCAACCCGUCACGCGGCGCGGUAGACGAGCUCAAGCAAGCCGCCAUCUCCCGUGUCGAGGAUUGGCUGGCCCUGGGAACCCGUCUCAAACAGCCGCCCCCUUGGGAUUCCGCCCACAACGCCGCCGUCAUCCUCGUGUCGCAGUCGCUGGCCGCCUGGCUGAAUGAUGAUGCCUUUGUCGCCCGCCUGCUUGCCGCCUCGGGCAUGUCCGACCGACAAGGGGCAACUCUGUCCGUGCUGAGCGCCGCCGUCGACAAAGUCCCCCGCUAUGAUCGCCACAUCGACACCUUUUCCUCGUCAGAAGGCAUCUCGCUUCUGCGCGGCCGGGCCCUCCACCUGUUCCCGUCGUCCCUCUUCGGCCCCGAGCACAGCGCCCAGGUUGAUUCACCGCCCUCGCUCGUGUUCCAACGGCAGCCUGCCCACACGGGCCAAACGGGCCAACUGGCCGUCCAUGUUCCUCUGGCCAACACCCUCUUCUCCACUGGUAGCCAGAACGCCUUCUUUGCGUCCCGCUGGCGUGCCAACAGACUCGAGACCCCGUCCCUGACUAAAAAGCUCAGCCAGACAAGCCAGAGCGUCUUCCUCCCGGUGGCCGACCUGCGGAAAGGGUACGAUCCCGUGGGCCGAACGACCACGAUGCGCACCCACCUCGUCCCGAUAACCUUCCCAGCCAUGGUCAUCCGCAGCCUGGGCAACAUCCUGUCCAGCAUCCAAGUCGACGGAAAGCCGGCUCCGCCCUCGCAACGGCUAGAAUCUAUCAUCCCGAAACUCCUCAAGGCGCCCCGCACGCUCCGGGACGAUAGCCACGACGGUGACGAUCCGGUCGGCCACCACAUCGCCGUCUGGGCUCUCGUCAUACCUCCGGGCUGUAUCAAAGUGGGCCUGCGCGUUUUACCCCCGCUACCCGUGGACAACUACGACCCCAAGGUAGAAUGGGAACUAGCCCAGCAAACGGCACGGAUGAUGGAUGAGUACCUACUUGCCGGCGCCCGAUUCCACAAAGUUUUGAGCGGCGGCGGCGGUUGGGGCGCGAAGCAAGGCCUCCUAUCCCUAGAUCCCCAAACGCGGCCCGGGACCGACGACCAGCGCGACCUCGACAGCUUCCAGGCAUCCUUCCUCGGAGGCCCCGGCGGCGGCGGCGGCGGCAGCGACGCCGCCCCACCCGGCUCCGGCAACGCGGACAGCAUCGUCAGCCCGGGAUCGCACGUGCAGUUCUUCGUCGAGGCGGCGUACCCGACGCGGGAGCAAUCGCUAGCCGACUGGGCCCGCCGCUGGGAUCCCGUCGAGACGAGGGAGUCGGUGACGGCCGCGUUCGGCACGCCCGGUGCCGUGAUCGGCGCUUCCCCGGUCGACGCCGUCGGCUCCUGCCCCGGCCUGUUCGGCGCCGUCUCGUCCGGCGGCGUCUUCCUUUCCACGCGGAAGGGGAAGGUGGCCGCCAAGGUGGACGCCCCUCGCUCGUAUCUCGUCGCCCGCUGCGAUGUCGCCCCGGCAGACCCUCCAGAGCAGACACCGGAACAAAGAAGAGGUCGAUAG